This is a messenger RNA of Staurois parvus, 2996 nucleotides long. NCBI's taxonomy places the organism in Eukaryota, Metazoa, Chordata, Amphibia, Anura, Ranidae. The record is from the annotation of a GenBank genome assembly.
AGCUACUGUGGUAUUCAUGACCCUGCUUGCGUGGUCUACUGUAACACAAGUAAAAAGUGGUUCUGCAAUGGACGUGGAAACACCUCUGGAAGCCACAUUGUAAACCAUCUGGUCAGAGCAAAGUGUAAAGAAGUUACUUUGCACAAGGAUGGACCUCUGGGAGAAACGGUAUUGGAAUGCUACAACUGUGGUUGCAGAAAUGUGUUUCUUCUUGGAUUUAUCCCUGCAAAAGCUGAUUCAGUGGUUGUGUUGCUGUGCAGGCAGCCCUGUGCUAGUCAAAGCAGCUUGAAGGAUAUUAACUGGGACAGCUCUCAGUGGCAGCCACUUAUACAAGAUCGUUGCUUCCUCUCCUGGCUGGUGAAGAUCCCAUCUGAACAAGAGCAGCUGAGAGCUCGCCAAAUUACAGCGCAGCAAAUAAACAAGCUAGAGGAGCUCUGGAAGGAAAACCCUUCUGCAACCCUAGAAGAUCUGGAAAAACCCGGUGUUGAUGAAGAGCCUCAGCACGUUUUGCUUAGAUACGAGGAUGCAUAUCAGUACCAAAAUAUAUUUGGACCCCUUGUGAAACUUGAGGCCGACUAUGACAAAAAGCUGAAGGAGUCCCAGACUCAAGAUAACAUUACAGUACGAUGGGACCUUGGCCUUAACAAGAAAAGAAUUGCUUACUUCACUUUGCCAAAAACAGAUUCUGACAUGCGUUUAAUGCAAGGGGAUGAAAUAUGUUUGCGGUACAAAGGCGACCUUGCUCCUUUGUGGAAAGGGAUUGGACAUGUAAUAAAGGUCCCAGACAGUGAUGAAAUUGCCAUUGAAUUGAGAAGCAGCGUUGGUGCACCAGUGGAAGUUACUCACAAUUUUCAGGUGGAUUUUGUUUGGAAGUCAACCUCAUUUGACAGAAUGCAGAGUGCAUUAAAGACAUUUGCUGUUGACGAAACAUCAGUUUCGGGGUACAUAUAUCAUAAGCUUCUUGGCCACGAGGUGGAAGAUGUAAUUAUCAAAUGCCAGCUUCCCAAGAGAUUUACUGCACAAGGACUCCCAGAUCUGAACCACUCACAGGUUUAUGCAGUGAAGACUGUUCUGCAACGCCCACUCAGUCUUAUUCAAGGUCCUCCUGGUACUGGAAAGACUGUAACAUCUGCUACAAUUGUCUACCAUCUUGCUAGACAGGGAAAUGGCCCUGUCUUGGUCUGCGCCCCAAGCAACAUUGCUGUGGAUCAGUUAACGGAGAAGAUACAUCAGACAGGUCUCAAAGUUGUUCGACUUUGCGCAAAAAGUCGCGAAGCAAUUGAUUCUCCGGUUUCUUUUUUGGCAUUGCAUAAUCAAAUUCGGAAUAUGGAAAGUUUCAGCAUGCCAGAGCUGCAAAAGUUGCAGCAGCUUAAGGAUGAAACUGGGGAGCUUUCUUCCGCUGAUGAAAAACGAUACCGAGCCCUUAAAAGAGCAGCUGAAAGAGAGCUGCUUAUGAAUGCGGACGUGAUUUGCUGUACCUGUGUGGGUGCCGGGGAUCCUAGGCUUGCAAAAAUGCAGUUCCGUUCAAUUCUGAUUGAUGAAAGUACUCAAGCCACAGAGCCAGAAUGCAUGGUGCCAGUUGUUCUUGGAGCAAAGCAGCUAAUUUUGGUGGGAGAUCACUGUCAGCUUGGACCUGUUGUGAUGUGUAAAAAAGCUGCUAAGGCUGGCCUGUCCCAGUCUUUGUUUGAAAGACUUGUGGUUCUGGGAAUCAGACCUAUUCGCCUGCAGGUUCAGUAUCGAAUGCACCCUGCACUGAGUGCUUUUCCAUCAAACAUCUUCUAUGAAGGCUCCCUUCAAAAUGGCGUCACUGCAGCGGAUCGUGUGAAGAAGGGUUUUGAUUUCCAAUGGCCACAGCCGGACAAACCAAUGUUUUUUCUAUGUAACCCAGGGACAGGAAGAAAUUGCAAGUUCAGGCACUUCCUAUUUAAAUAGGACUGAAGCGGCUAAUGUGGAGAAAAUCACAACAAAACUUCUGAAGGCAGGGGCCAAGCCAGAUCAGAUAGGGAUAAUUACUCCCUAUGAAGGCCAGAGGUCCUACUUAGUGCAGUACAUGCAGUUCAGUGGCUCCUUGCAUACCAAACUGUAUCAGGAAGUAGAAAUUGCCAGUGUUGAUGCAUUUCAAGGUCGAGAGAAGGACUUUAUUAUUCUGUCCUGUGUAAGAGCUAAUGAGCACCAGGGCAUUGGAUUUUUAAAUGAUCCCCGUCGUCUCUGAAUGUAGCUUUGACCAGAGCAAGGUACGGUGUAAUUAUUGUGGGCAACCCAAAAGCAUUAUCAAAGCAGCCUCUAUGGAAUCAUCUAUUAAAUUAUUACAAAGAGCAGAAAGUUCUAGUGGAGGGACCUUUGAACAAUCUCCGGGAGAGUCUCAUGCAAUUCAGUAAACCACGCAAACUUGUAAACACCAUUAAUCCGGGUGCCCGCUUUAUGACAACUGCCAUGUAUGAUGCUCGAGAAGCUAUAAUUCCUGGGUCUGUUUAUGAUCGAAGCAGUCAAGCUCGACCCUCAAAAACAUGUACUUUCAAACGCAUGAUCAGAUAGGCAUGAUUAGUUCGGGACCCAGCCAUGUACCUGCUAUGAACAUUCCUAUACCUUUCAAUCUGGUCAUGCCUCCAAUGCCCCCACCGGGCUACUUUGGUCAAGCCAAUGGACCAACUGCAGGUCGGGGCAUGCCUAAAGGAAAGGCAACCCGUGGUGGACGCCAGAAACAGAGAGGCAUAGGACUUCAAGGCAUGAGCCAGGGACACAUGCCCAACAGCCAAGCCAGCCAGGAUGUUGUAUCUCAGCCAUUCUCUCAAGGCCCUCUAACACAAGGUUAUAUAUCCAUGAGCCAGCCUUCCCAAAUGAGUCAGCCGGGACUCUCCCAGCCAGAAUUAUCUCAGGAUAGCUACCUUGGUGAUGAAUUUAAGUCACAAAUUGAUGUUGCGUUAUCGCAGGAUUCUACUUACCAGGGUGAACGUGCAUAUCAACAUGGAGGCGUGACUGGGCUGUCACAGUACUAA